Messenger RNA from Austrofundulus limnaeus, 1149 nucleotides. RefSeq names its product serine and arginine rich splicing factor 3b (gene srsf3b). The record is from RefSeq and is a predicted model, not a curated record. Gene Ontology annotation, molecular function: RNA binding. NCBI's taxonomy places the organism in Eukaryota, Metazoa, Chordata, Actinopteri, Cyprinodontiformes, Rivulidae. The coding region runs from base 117 to 614 and encodes 165 amino acids. The transcript is spliced from 6 exons.
UAUAAACGUCUUCCGUCGCUCCAUUUUCCAUCGAGCGUCGACGACGGAGAGGUGUGCGGCUUCGGCAARAGACGGUGAUAGCGAGGGCUGUGAAUAGCAUCAAAAACGACCCAGUCAUGCAUCGGGAAUGUCCCCUCGACUGUAAGGUCUACGUUGGUAAUUUGGGAAAUAAUGGAAACAAAACAGAGCUGGAGAGAGCGUUUGGCUACUAUGGCCCUCUCCGCAGCGUUUGGGUGGCCAGGAACCCCCCAGGUUUUGCUUUUGUAGAGUUUGAAGAUCCCCGGGAUGCCACUGAUGCUGUCCGAGAACUCGAUGGGAGGACACUAUGUGGAUGCCGGGUACGAGUGGAGCUGUCCAACGGUGAGAAACGUAACCGCAACCGGGGCGCUCCCCCCUCGUGGGGCAGGCGUAUUCGAGACCGAGACGACUAUCGGCGUCGUAGCCCUCCGCCCAGGCGAAGAUCUCCACGCAGGCGGAGCCUGAGCCGCAGCCGAAGCAGGUCUUUAUCCAGAGACAGGAGGAGAGAGAGGUCCCUCUCCCGGGACAGGAACCACAAGCCCUCUAGGUCCUUCUCUCGAUCAAGGAGUCGCUCCAGAUCAAACGACAGAAGAUAAAAAGUCUGCCGGGUGUAAAAGGAGCUGAAGAUGAACGUUUGAACAUGCUCGUCCGUUUGUAUGAAGGACCUGAGCGUGACCACGUUUUUUUUUUUUUUUUUUUUUUUUUGUGUUGAUUGGGUGUGUUCAGGUCUUAUCAUUGUCACCUGAUCAGUGUGUUGUCAGUCUUGACACCACCUGUCUCACCCUGCAUUCCAGAGUUUAAUCUCUUUUGAGCUUUGGUUUUCAUCCGUAGAUGUUUUUGUGGGUUGACGAUGUGAGUAGUUCGGUCAUUUUUCACUGUAAGUGUGAUGUUUUUUUCUUUUGUUUGGCUUUUUUUUAAUAAAAGAAAUGGAAAUGUACACAUUUCCUCUUGUGAAGACCACCCAUUUUCAACUUGCAGUUUAGUUUUAAUCUGAUUCUUAUUCAAGAAGCAAAGCUACAGCAUUUAUUCAGACAUGUAGAGUUCAACUUUUGAUCUAAUAAGUUUUACAUUGCUCUUUUGUUUGAUACAAUGUGAAGUAGUCUCAAUAAAAAUGCUGGUUUGUCAACCUGG